AGAUCCAUUGGUAAGCUUAGAAAUAAUUCAGAUGGAUGUAACCAGCAUGAAAAACAGGAAGGAAUAGAAAAUACAUGAGUUUAUCAGAUACGGCUAAAGAUGGCAGUUCCUGGAUUUACUCUUGGUGCCCUCAUACUUCUGUUGCACAUUAGUUCUGUGGCUAAUUAUCCCAAUGGAAAAGUAACAAAGUCAUGUUAUGGAAUGAUUCCUGAACAUGGCCAUACCCCACAAUCUGAUCCUGUUCACCAUAUUUCAGUGAGUCAGAUGACAUUCAGGCCAGGAGAUCAGCUUAAAGUUACUUUGUCAGGGCCACCCUUUAAAGGCUUUCUUUUAGAAGCACGGGAUGCUGAUGAUUUGAGUAGGUCUCCUAUUGGCUCCUUCACAUUGAUUGACAGUCAAGUGUCACAGCUUCUGACCUGUGAAGAUAUACAGGGAUCAGCUGUGAGUCACACAAGUCCAUCCAAAAAAACAGAAAUUAAAGUCUACUGGAAUGCUCCAAACAGUGCCCCGAAUCACGUACAGUUUCUAGCCACAGUUGUUGAGAAGUAUAAAAUCUGCUGGGUGAAGAUUCCUGGUCCGAUAAUUUCACAACCAAAUGCAUUUCCUUUUACAACACCUGAAGCUACAAUCGCACGUCUGUCAACGUUACCUCCAGUCUCCCAUUUAACCACAUCAUUCAGUGCUUUGGAUUGUGGGAACAAGAAGUUCUGUAUCAGGAAUCCUCUGAACUGUGACCCAGAGAAGGAGCAUGCCUGUUUCUUCUUGUCCUUCACACGAGAUGACCAAUCAGUGAUGGUUGAAAUGAGCGGUCCCAGUAAAGGCUAUUUAUCCUUUGCGUUUUCUGAUGACCGAUGGAUGGGUGAUGAUGAUGCUUAUGUGUGUAUUCAUGAAGAUCAGACUGUGUCCAUCCAACCUUCCCAUUUGACGGGGCGAAGCCACCCUGUGAUGGACUCCAGGGAUACACUGGAGGAUAUGGCUUGGAGGCUGGAGGAUGGUGUUAUGCAGUGUUCUUUCAGAAGAAACAUUAGCAUUCCUGGGGUUAAGAAUAGAUUUGAUCUAAACACAAGCUAUUACAUAUUCCUAGCAGAUGGAGCAGCUGAUGAUGGUCGAAUCUAUAAGCAUUCUCAGCGACCUUUGAUUACGUAUGAAAAACAUGAUGUGAUAAACUCUCCAAAGAAUGUAGGAGGAUCCCGUUCUUCACUCCUUCUGAAGGCUCACGGUGCCUUAAUGUUUGUGGCAUGGGUGACAACCGUUAGCAUAGGUGUACUGAUUGCUCGGUUCUUCAAACCUGUUUGGUCAAAGGUUUUCUUUGGCAAAGCAGCUUGGUUUCAGGUGCACCGACUGCUCAUGCUCACGACUUCUGCUCUCACCUGCAUUGCUUUUGUUCUACCUUUUAUUUACACAGGAGGCUGGAGUUGGCAUGCAGGCUAUCACCCGUACCUUGGUUGUAUAGUGAUGGUUCUAGCAGUUCUUCAGCCUCUUCUGGCAGCCUUCAGACCAGCUUUACAUGACCCAAGAAGACAAAUGUUUAACUGGACUCAUUGGAGUAUGGGAACAGCUGCUAGAAUCAUAGCAGUGGCCGCCAUGUUCCUGGGAAUGGAUUUACCAGGGUUGGAUCUUCCUGGCCCAUGGAAAACCUAUGUAAUGAUUGGAUUUGUAGCCUGGCAUGUCGGAACUGAAAUUGUUCUGGAAAUACAUGCUUACCGACUCUCUCGAAAAGGUGAAAUAUUGGAUGAUGCUAGAAUUCAGAUCCUUCAGUCAUUUACUGUAGCUGAAGCAGAAGGUCACGCUUUUAAAAAGGCAGUGUUAACAAUUUAUAUCUGUGGGAAUGUGACUUUUCUCAUCAUGUUCUUAUCUGCAAUCAACAGUCUAUGAGCAAGCAAAGACUUCGGCUUUGCAGACCAGGUGGUAACUAUCAUCAAGCCAAAAAACCUGAAGCCUGCACUGACUUCCUGGAGCAUAUUCAUGAAUUCUAACUUAGAAGACCAGGUCAUGUCUAUGGAGAGAUUCUGAAGUCUGGUCUUUAGUGAUCAACAUUCAUCAGGGUCCUAUGGACUAUAAAGUGAUGUCAAGCCUUUAUGUGUACUUCUGAGUCUUAAAGAGAAGGUUGUACUGGAGGAGAAUGACUGUCAAAUAUUUUUAUGCUGAGAUUUUCAGAAUGUUAGCAUUUAAGAAAGUAAACAAGAACUGUUCGGAUAAACAAAAAAGAUGUCAUUAGGCUGAAAAGGAGAUUGUAUUAAGGUAAAUAUAUUUUUGACUAUAAAGCUGCUCUGGUGCUUUAAAGAAAACACUUAUUUUUACUAGUUUAUCUGACUGGUCUUUAUUAGGACUUUCUGAGAAACUAUGUUUUUCAGUCCAGUUUUUUGGGCAUGUGUUUGCUUUGUGUAUUUUGUUACUUCUCUGGUAAAGGUGGAAGUGGGGCUGACCCCACCAUAGAUUUCAUUAACAUUUAAAUAUAUUAUGAAUAUUAUACUUUUUCCUUAGCUAUGAAAUGCAAGUGUACAUCUUCUGCUUAAAGACUGUCUUUAUAUAUUCAGCUACAGGGCUGAAAUGGCAUUUUAUAUGUUAAUUGUUUUGACUAUAAGAUUUAAGUCCCAUAGGCUUUGGAGAUUGUAGACUUGCAUUUCAAAAUUAAUAAAACUCAGCCUUGUGAACAUGUCUGUUAUUCUUUUUCCUUGUGGUAAUAAAAUAAUAUGGAUAGUUCAGUUUUGUUAGAAGUUCCUGGUGCUAUAAUGAAUUAGAAUAAUCAAUGUUAUUUUUGCUUCCUAUUUCACUAAUUUAUCUUGUGUUUUAAGGCUGGGUCUCAUAUUUGCUAUGAGGACUUCUAGCCAGUGGGUGGUGCCAUAAUACCAAACUACUGCUUUGUUCCUGUUUCCCUGUGCUGUCAUUCAUUUUUAGUAUUUAAAUGUAACACUGUGGGAUGGUAUUUUCCUUAAAGUCCACCAACUCUUAAUCUUUGAAAAAUUUCUGCUACUUUUGGAGAGAGGAGAAUUGGGGUUAUGGGUUAGAAACUGAAAUUAGGGACCAAUGUUGUUAUUUUCUGGUUUUAUUUAUGUAUGUUUUCUAACCAUGAUUAUUUGUAACAAUUGUUUGAUGUUUCCCUUUACAUUCCUCUGACCCUGUAAGAAAUGAAUACAACUAUCUUAGGCAAAGGAAACAAACAAAGCUGGACAUUCUUAAAAAAGUUUAGGGAGGCAUAUUUUAUUUCUUUAGGCCUUCUUUUUGAUUAUGUUAUAGUUUCUGCUUGGCCCAAGGCCCUAAUUUCCCUCUGAUAUAAAUAAUACCCUCAGCCAUGUAUCCUACGUCUUUUACUGAGUAAAAUGAUAUGGAAGUUUUGUUUUUUUCCUUA
Equus quagga is the source of this 3349-nucleotide messenger RNA. RefSeq names its product ferric chelate reductase 1 (gene FRRS1). Bases 100 to 1875 code for a protein of 591 amino acids. The record is from RefSeq and is a predicted model, not a curated record. Gene Ontology annotation, molecular function: oxidoreductase activity, acting on metal ions. The transcript has 16 exons. Lineage: Eukaryota; Metazoa; Chordata; Mammalia; Perissodactyla; Equidae.